AUGUACCAGCAAUUGGCAACUAAUCAGCCUGAAUCACGCUUAGAAGGAACACCUCAAGGUAGGAUGAAUCAACAACAAGAUUCUGCUUUGAAUAAUGAAAUACAACAGCAACAACCAUUUAAUUUCGUUGAUGUUCAGGACAAUAUGGCACAUGAUCAAGAUGCUCUCGUUCAAUGGCAAAUGAAUAAUAAUAAUAAAAAUUUAGGUAAUUAUAAUUCUCAUCCGCCAAAUGAUCGUACAGUAUCUGGUAAUAUGAAUAGCAACAAUAGUAACACGAGUAUGAAUAUGAAUAGUCAAAGGUCUUUAUCUAUCAAUGAUUCCAUUAGUGUAGAUCAUUUAAACAUGAGUCAAAAUGUUAUACCUCAACAACAAACAUUUCAAUAUACUGGUAACCCAAUGAAACAACAGCAACAAAUGAAUAUGGGGCUAUCUUCUGCACAACCAGCCAAAUAUAAUAUGAAUAACAAGAAAGGACAACAUACUGUUAUGGAGAUGUCAAGGAACGGUACAAGCACACCUCACAUACCAGCUGAGGCAUUACGCCAACAACAACCGUAUCCACAACAAGCACAAAAUCCAAUGAAAACUUCUCAAGCUACAAAUAAGUUAAAAAGACAAUACAGUAAAAACAAAGUUAUCCCCGAGACUUCAGUAAACAAUUUCCAAACCCAAUCUGGUUUUUCAGGACAUAGAGCUAAGAUACCGACACCAAUAAACGUUGGUCCUCAGAAUCCUUAUAGUGGAAACACUUCUGCUACUGCUGCUAAUAAUAAUAACAAUAAUAAUAUGGUUGGUACUCCAUCAAACUCUAUGAAUAUAACUUCACCUUUUAGAAACUCUGGUGAGUCAUCUGUGACAACAUUCCCAUUUGCAAUUAGAAAAUAUUUAGCCAAUAUGGCUGCAAUCAAAUUUCAUGAUAUGAUAGACAUGAUAAACCUAUCUGUAGGGAGAAUAACUCAACCUAGUUAUUGGCAAAAAUGUAUGAAAGAAGUAUUUACACCUGAUGCUAUAAUAAGAUAUAGUAAGACCUCUACAACAGAAGUAAGACAGUUCGAUUUCUUGGUUCCAUUAGUACCCAUUCUUUUUGUUACAUUAGGUAGACUGGGAGUCGUUAGAAUCGAGGUAUUAGCACAACAAUUAAAGACAGAACUUAUAAGUGAUGGCACAAUUUUCUUUGAUUGUCCUAGGUGCACUUUUACAUACCAUUAUCCAGAUGGAUCUUACAUAACACAUUUUGUUCAGUUGAAAGGUUUAUUCAAUUCGGCGUUAAAGAUAAAAUGGGGGGAUUUACAUAUGCACAGUUUUGUUCCAGGUAUUGAAUGGAAUUCGUUGGAAAGGCUUGUAAGUAACAAUUUUGGUACUUUUGAUAUUUUCAAAAAAUUAAGUGGUGGAGAUUUAGACAGCACUAAUAUUAAAAAAGAAGAAGAUUUAGUUAAAAGUGAAAUCGAUGAUGAAAAUUCAGAUAAGAAUAUAAACAGUAAAGAUUACAAAAGUGGCCAGGCACAGGACGAUGCAAGCGGAAACAGUAAUCCAACAGGGUCACUCCCACCAAAUUUUGAAGCAAUUACCCAAUUGCGGUCUCAUUUUAGUGUCUUUAGAAAUGUUUCUGUAUUUGGUUCGCAAGAAGGAUUAAUGAGGGUUAUGCAGGUCAGUACCGUCAUGUCUUCUCUUAAGAACUUAUGGAUGUAUCAAAGAUUACAUAAGAUAGAUAGUCCAUUGGCUGCUAUGCAACAAUACGUUGAAAGGUAUAAACAAGAUAUCAAAGGGCCAACUGUUCUCCAAAAUCGUCACUUUCAACAACAACAACAACAACAACAACAACAAAGGCAACAGCAGCAGCAGCAGCAGCAGCAACCUAACCUUAGAAAUACAGCUAGUUCACAAGAAAGAGAAGCCACUACAUUUAAUCAACCACAUUUGAUAAAUAAUGGAAAUUCGAAGUUGUCUAUGACCCCGAUUGAUUCCAUGUCACCAUUUUCUCAAGAAAACAUUAAGCCAUCUUCUUCAUCUGCGCCAUCUUCAGAAAAAAUACAGCCGUUAAAGAAAAGGAGAACCAGUUGUAUAUCGCCACGUUCACGUGGAACACCUAGUUCUGUUCCUUCAUCAUAUGACUAUUCAUUAAAGGAAUAA
Maudiozyma saulgeensis is the source of this 2130-nucleotide messenger RNA. Lineage: Eukaryota; Fungi; Ascomycota; Saccharomycetes; Saccharomycetales; Saccharomycetaceae. The record is from the annotation of a GenBank genome assembly.